AUGCCGACUGGGCCUCCCAGAGAAGGGAGUGAAAUGCGGCCACUUGGCUCCGUAUCUGUCAUUCCUUAUGGAGUAAAGGUAGCCACUGGGCCAUCUGGCCCUCCAGGAGAAAAGGGACCCAUGGGGCCUCCCGUUCCUGGGUUUACUGCUCCUUCCGGAGAAAAGGGAGCCACUGGUUCUCCCGGAGAAAUGGGAUCCUUUGGGCCAGCUGGUCCUCCCGGAGAAAAGGGACCCAUGGGGCCUCCCGGUCCUGGGUUUGCUGGUCCUCCCGGAGAAAAGGGAGCAAUUGGGCCAGCUGGUCCUCCCGGAGAAAAGGGACCCAUGGGGCCAUCUGGUCCUCCUGGAGAAAAGGAAGCCAUUGGGCCAGCUGGUCCUCCCGGAGAAAAGGGACCCAUGGGGCCUCCCGGUCCUGGGUUUGUUGCUCCUCCCGGAGAAAAGGGACCCAUGGGGCCUCCCGGUCCUGGGUUUCCUGGUCCUCCAGGAGAAAAGGGACCCACUGGAGAAAAGGGAGCCAUGGGGCCUCCAGGGAAAAAGGGAGCCAUGGGGCCACCCGGAAGAGAGAUGGUCGGGCCGCCCGGAGAAAAGGGAGCCAUGGGUCCUCCCGGAGAAAGGGGAGUCAUGGGGUGUCCAGGAGAAAAGGGAGCCAUUGGGCCUCCCGGUCGAAAGGGAGCAAUCGGGCCACCAGGUCGAAAGGGAGCCACAGGGCCAACUGGAUCCGCUGGUCCACCAGCACGUUGCCCGAGUGGUUAUAACAUGUUUCAACAAACCUGCUACAAGAUGUUCAGCACACCAAAGAAAUUCAACCAAGCUGCCUCGGCCUGUAAUGAAGACGGCGGAACCCUCGCCAUGCCCCAAGACGCUGGGACCAACACCUUCCUGGUCUCCCUACAGGCUAAGAAGGUCUACUGGAUCGGCCUGCAUGACCAGCGCAAAGAAGGCAGAUUUCAGUGGAUGGAUGGCUCUGAUAUUGGAAAGUACAAUUCGUGGUAUCCGAAACAGCCAGAUAACGUGUAUGGUAUUGAAGAUUGCGUUCUCAGCUUUGAUGGAAAAUGGUACGACAUGGAGUGCCGAAACAGGAUGCUAUUCAGUUGUGAAGUUGCUCCAAAUAGCACAUAUAUCAGCGACCAUGUCCCAUUCAUCAAGUCCCAGGUCAUACAGAUCCAAUGCGCCAAACUGAACCGCAAUGAUGGCUGGGAGCUGCCCAAGUCCUACCUCCCCCUAAUCCGUAAGGAGGCCGGGGAAGGGGGAUUGGAAGGUGGGGGGUUGGGUGAUCCACGCAAAUCUCGGGCCUGGUCUCGUGAUCUCGUGAGACUUGGCUAUUCUGUGAUCAAGACGUACUGA
Molecule: messenger RNA, 1341 nt
Organism: Branchiostoma floridae (Florida lancelet)
Lineage: Eukaryota; Metazoa; Chordata; Leptocardii; Amphioxiformes; Branchiostomatidae
Product: collagen alpha-1(I) chain-like
Exons: 5
Coding region: 1-1341 (446 amino acids)
Source: RefSeq, a predicted model, not a curated record